CAAGGGGAUAAACUGUGACCAACAUUUAGAAACAUAUGAAGAGCUGAAAUAUUCAGAAACCUUGUCAUCAUCCUCUAAAUGGGCCACCAUUAUCUCAUUACGCAGUUUUAUAGCAAACGUUAAAGAUUAGCAGGGUUACAUAAUGUAUGCAGGGCGGCUGAUAAUCCACUGCUGCUUUAACUGUUUUAUGUCACCUACAGUUUGCAGUGUGUAUUUAAUUGUAACAUCUGAAGUGUUUUUCAGAGUAUUCAGAUGACCCUGGUCAGUGUAGCCGGUGCCUCUGCUCACCUUUUUAGAAUGUGUUUGUUUAGUUGUGACAAUAUGGCCAAGCUGACGCUGAAGAGGCUUUCACCUGAGGAUGAGUAUCCAGACCUCAGUCAGCAUAACAACCACAUGUCCAAGGUCUUAACCUUGGACAUCUACAAGGAGCUGAGAGAGCGGGCUACACCCAACGGCUUCACCAUAGAUGGUGUCAUUCAGACAGGAGUUGAUAAUCCUGGCCACCCCUUCAUCAUGACUGUGGGCUGCGUCGCCGGAGACGAGGAGACAUACGAGGUCUUCAAGGAGCUGCUGGACCCCGUCAUCGAGGACAGGCAUGGAGGCUACAAACCCUCAGACAAGCACAAGACUGACAUCAACCCAGAUAACCUGAAGGGAGGUGACGACCUUGACUCAGACUACGUCCUGAGCUCUCGCGUGCGAACAGGCCGCAGCGUCCGUGGCUUCUGCCUGCCACCUCACUGCAGCCGAGGAGAGAGGCGUGCUGUGGAGCAGCUCUCCAUCGAGGCUCUGGACUCUCUGAGUGGAGACCUGCAGGGGAAGUACUACGCCCUGAAGAACAUGUCAGAUGCUGAGCAGCAGCAGCUCAUCGACGACCACUUCCUGUUUGACAAGCCAGUGUCUCCUCUGCUGCUGGCCUCCGGAAUGGGCCGUGACUGGCCCGACGCCAGGGGCAUCUGGCACAACGACAACAAGACCUUCCUUGUGUGGGUGAAUGAGGAGGACCAUCUGCGUGUUAUCUCCAUGCAGAAAGGUGGCAACAUGAAGGAAGUGUUCAACCGCUUCUGCACCGGACUCACCAAGAUUGAGACCCUGUUCAAGGAGAGGAAACAUGAAUUCAUGUGGAACGAGCACCUGGGCUACGUCCUCACCUGCCCAUCCAACCUGGGCACCGGUCUGCGUGCCGGUGUGCACGUGAAGCUGCCCAACUUGAGCAAAAAUGCCAAGUUUGAGGAUAUUCUCAAGAAGCUGAGGCUCCAGAAGCGUGGAACCGGUGGCGUGGACACAGCCGCUGUGGGCGGAGUGUUCGACAUCUCCAACGCCGACAGGCUGGGCUUCUCCGAGGUGGAGCUGGUGCAGAUGGUGGUGGAUGGCGUCAGGCUGAUGGUGGAGAUGGAGAAGAAGCUGGAGAAGGGCCAGUCCAUGGACGACAUCAUGCCCGCCCAGAAGUAAACACAUCCUGACGCCCAUAAACCUCACACGGCCCUCCCCCCCUGAAUGAUUGACUCUGUCCCUGAAUGCAUUCUGUAUCACAGUUUGGAUUUUGUUUGUGUAUUUAAAACCUGUGAGGAUGGCAAUGAAAUAAAAAAAUGUUCUGGUUCAAA
Molecule: messenger RNA, 1604 nt
Organism: Gymnodraco acuticeps
Lineage: Eukaryota; Metazoa; Chordata; Actinopteri; Perciformes; Bathydraconidae
Gene: ckba
Product: creatine kinase, brain a
Exons: 7
Coding region: 253-1452 (399 amino acids)
Biological process (GO): phosphocreatine biosynthetic process
Molecular function (GO): creatine kinase activity
Source: RefSeq, a predicted model, not a curated record